CGUUACGCCUCUCGAACUACGAUCCUCGUGUGGCUCAUUCCAGCCCUAUCCACCUCGUCCCGUGCUGAAAGAUAGCUUCCUUUCCGCCGUACAACUAAAGCUUGCCCCUCGUUCUCUCCGUGCCCCGCCACCUCGCUUCUUCCUUCGCCCAUCUCAACAUCUACAAGUCCAUCUUUUAACCAUUCCAGAGCUGGUCAGCAAUCAUGGUGGACAGUGACACGAAUUCCCCUACGUGGAAGUUCACCCAGUGCUUUGGAGACAAGGGCGACGUGGAGGACAUCACUGAAGCUGACAUCAUCUCGACGGUCGAGUUCGAUCACACGGGCAACUACCUAGCGACGGGAGACAAAGGUGGUCGGGUCGUGCUCUUCGAACGGAACGAGACGAAAAAGACAUGCGAGUACAAGUUCCACACGGAGUUUCAGUCCCACGAGCCCGAAUUCGACUACCUGAAGUCUUUGGAAAUAGAGGAAAAGAUCAACAAGAUCAAGUGGUGCCGCCGACAGAAUGCAUCCCACUACCUGCUCUCAACAAAUGACAAGACGAUCAAGUUAUGGAAGGUCUUUGAGAAGUCGCUCAAGGUCGUGGCUGAGAACAACUUAUCUGACGAUCUGACUCCCGCAAACCUCGCCGGUGGAGGAGGCGCUCCGAAACAGUCGCCUGCGCAUCGCUUUAAGAAUGCCGAGGACCUCAUUAUGCCCCGCCUCACCCACCACGACACCGUUGUCGCCGCCGUGCCCCGCCGGACUUAUGCCAAUGCCCAUGCCUACCACAUCAACAGUAUAUCAGUCAAUAGCGAUGGCGAGACAUUUAUCAGCAGCGAUGACCUCCGUAUCAACUUGUGGAACCUCAACAUUCAGGACCAGAGCUUCAACAUUGUCGACAUCAAACCGGCCAACAUGGAGGAGCUGACCGAGGUGAUAACUGCCGCCGAAUUCCACCCACUAAGCUGCAAUUGGUUCAUGUACGCCAGCUCCAAAGGCACCAUCAAGCUUGCCGAUAUGCGCCAGAGCGCUCUGUGUGACAGUCACGCAAAGCUCUUCGAACAAGAAGAAGACCCAUCUUCGAGGUCAUUCUUCUCCGAAAUCAUCUCGUCAAUCUCGGACGUUCGCUUUUCUUACGACGGCCGCUACAUUCUGUCUCGUGACUAUCUGACGGUGAAGAUUUGGGAUAUCAACAUGGAGCGCCAGCCGGUCAAGACAAUUCCCAUCCAUGAACACCUGCGUCCUCGUCUCUGCGACACGUACGAGAACGACAGUAUCUUCGACAAGUUUGAAGUUGUCUUCUCAGGAGACGCCAAGAACGUCAUGACUGGCAGCUACAACAACAACUUCAUGAUCUACCCAUCGGAUCCGGAGAAAGAAGUUGAGGUGGUGCUACAGGCCGACAAGUCUGCCUUCAAGGCCAAAAAGGUCGGCGUACCGACGCCCAUUAAUUCAUCCACCAGCCCAACCGCAACCAAUGGCGGCAAGAAGGGAGGUUCUCGUGCUGGUAGCCCUGCUGCCGGAGCUGGCGGCCAGGGCCAAAGAAUGCGCAAGGAAACUGAUGCCGACCAGAUUGAUUUCAACAAGAAGAUCCUCCACAUGAGCUGGCAUCCAUUUGAGGAUAGCAUUGCGAUUGCGGCGACGAACAACUUGUUUGUUUUUUCUGCACUAUAAAGUCGGCAAAGGGCCAAAACAAUGGAGGGCUAAGCUGUGUGGGGACGCUUAUAGGCGGCACGCAGCCAGCGCUGCAGGGCAGUCGAACAAGUGUAGAUCGUAGGCGUCGAUUUCUAACGACAAGAUGAAUUUGGUCAAUGGGACUAGCUGUGUACGAUUCACGUCACAGCUGUGGCCGAUUGCUACGAUCGCCUCAUCUCCUGCCUCUAGGACUGGAACUGGGAGGCGACGCCAGCGGCAGAAAGGAUCCUGCUGGGUGCCAGGGCCAUCAGAAAGUGCUUGGGGGGAGAGCGGAAUGAGUAAAGUGGUAGUGGAAGUCAUGAAAGAAGCACUACAGAUAGAUGGACCCGCCAACCGUAGCGCGGUGGGUGAUGCCUCCCUGAUUUCUAC
Messenger RNA from Colletotrichum navitas, 2048 nucleotides. Its product is annotated as protein phosphatase PP2A regulatory subunit B. The record is from RefSeq and is a predicted model, not a curated record. The transcript is spliced from 6 exons. Gene Ontology annotation, molecular function: protein binding; protein phosphatase regulator activity. Gene Ontology annotation, cellular component: cytosol; protein phosphatase type 2A complex. Bases 204 to 1658 code for a protein of 484 amino acids. Lineage: Eukaryota; Fungi; Ascomycota; Sordariomycetes; Glomerellales; Glomerellaceae.